AUGAAGGGAAAUCCCAACAAGCGCAAUAGGAAUAAGUAUUUCCGCUUCCAUAAAGACCAUGGGCACGGCACGAACGAGUGUUUUGAUUUAAAGCAGCAGAUUGAAAAUCUCAUUAGACAGGGAAAAUUAAGAAACUUCCUUCGACGAGACAAUAAGGACGAGAAGUUAAAAGGAAAAGUAGAAAAGUCAUCAUCACGCCCUCCGCUUGGAGAAAUAAGAGUUAUCAUAGGAAGAGAUUCAAUGGGGCAAUCAUCCAAGUCAAGGAAAACAUACCUGAAGGUAGUACAGAACGUUCAACUCUCUAGACGAUCGCCAAGGACGAAGAACACGGACAAACAAGCCAUCACAUUCACGGACGAGGAUGCUGAAAGAAUUCACCACCCUCAUGACAACGCCAUCGUCAUCACUCUGCUCAUUGCUAACUAUACAACCAGGAGGGUGUUGGUGGACAAUGGAAGUUCCGCAGACAUUUUGUAUUACCCUGCUUUUCAGCAAAUGAGGGUAGGACGAGAUAUACUUCAUCUAAUGAAUUCACCCUUAGUGGGUUUCGGAGGAAUGAAAGUACAACUUGUAGGUACUGUUACAUUACCUGUGGUGGUGGGGGCGUACCCACAACAGGUAACCAAGGACGUAAAUUUCCUUGUGGUAGAUUGUUCAUCCUCCUGUAAUGCUAUAAUCAAGAGACCAACUUUAAAUAAUUGGAAGGUAAUCACAUCUAUUUACCACCAGUCAGUCAAGUUCCCUACGGGGUAUGGAGUAGGACAAGUGCAGGGAAAUCAGUUAGCAGCAAGAGAAUGCUACCUGGCCAUGUUGGCCAUGGACGAAUAG
Messenger RNA from Quercus lobata, 828 nucleotides. RefSeq lists its product as uncharacterized. The coding region runs from base 1 to 828 and encodes 275 amino acids. The record is from RefSeq and is a predicted model, not a curated record. Lineage: Eukaryota; Viridiplantae; Streptophyta; Magnoliopsida; Fagales; Fagaceae. The transcript has a single exon.